AUGGAAGCAUUUGCAUAUACAGAAGUAAUUGCCUUUGAUACACAAGCUUAUUCCAUAGGAUCAGUGCUAUAUUUGACUACUGAACUUGAUUAUACUCAGCAUGGCAAAGACUCUAAAAAAAAUAGGGAACUAAGCUUGCAUGCCAAAUGGAUAGUUGAGAUCAAUGAUCAAGCUGGUGUUACAAUAAGAAACACCUAUCAAAGCUUAGCAACUGCUGUUGGUGGUUAUGAUAAAUUAACUUUUACUCAAAAAGAUCUUCGGAAUCAUAUAGCAAGAAGUGCUAGAGUGUUAGAAGAAGAAGGGGAUGCGCAAUCAUUAAUGCAAUAUUUUCAUAGGAUGCAAGAACAAAAUCGCAACUUCUUUUACGAAGUUAAAUUGGACGAGCAACAUCACAUAAAGCAUGCUUUUUGGGCUGAUGUUAGAUGUUGUGCUACUUAUGAGUACUUUGGCAACGUUGUGAGUUUUGAUACGAUGUACCUAACAAAUAGGUAUGAUAUACCUUUUUGCACAUUUGUUGGGGUUAACCACCAUAGCCAAUCAUUGCUACUUGGUUGCGCUCUUCUUUCAUGCGAAGAAGAGAAUUCCUUUGUUUGGUUAUUUGAUUGUUGGAUACAAUGUAUGGGUGGCAAGCCACCUAUUGGCAUAUUGACGGAUCAAUGCAAAGUUAUGCGAAAUGUCAUUGAAAAAUGGUCUAAGAAAACAUUUGAGAGCUCUUGGACUGAUUUUAUCAACAGAUUCAGUUUGCAUAAUAAUAAUUGGUUAGCAGAAUAUGAAUUGGAUGCUGCUAGCUUCAAUACCAUUAUACCUUGUGCUAUUGCCUCUAGUAUUGAAAAACAGUUUCAAAAGAAAUAUACUCAUGCAAAGUUUAAUGAGCUUCAAAAAGAGUUUAGAGCAAAGGCUAAUCGCUUUUCAACAAAAGAGCAUGAAGAGGAAUAUAUUGUUACUUACAAAGUUAUAGAAGAGAUUGAGAAUGGUGAUAAGAUGUUUGAUGUUACUUACAAGGUGUCGUUUGAUUCUUCAACUUCAGAUGUUUCUUGCCAAUGCCAUCUUUUUGAGUCAAAGAGAAUUUUAUGCCGCCAUACUCUUUCAGUCCUUGAUCUUAAAAGAGUGAAAAAAUUGCCAAAUAAAUACAUUCUUGAUCGGUGGAAGAAAACUUUAAAGCACAAGCACAUCACCGCAUCCGAGGAGCUCACCGAUACCAUACAUCAUAUACUAGACUCAAUUUGGGUUAUAUUAGUGGAACUAAAGGCCUCUUCAAUGGAUACUGUAGAUAAUCAAAAUUUGAAUGAGGUAGAUGAAAGUGCAAAUGAUUUAGAGAUUCACAAACCUCGACAAAUAUCACGAAAAGGUUAUAGGUAUACGAAAAAGCUUCAAUCUACUAUAGAAAAAAUUGUUAAACAAGAAAGGAAGAAGCAUCGUAAAAGAGAGAUUACAGUUAUACCAAAACCGCCACAAAAUGAUAAACAAUUGGCAACCCUCCUCUUAUCUGCCGCAUCAACCUCCGCAAUAUUUUAUUUGGCGGCGAUUUUUGGUAACCACCGCCAAAAAACCACCGCAAUCUGCCUUUUCUGUGUCAGAGCGGUGGAGCCAACAAGGGGAUUGGGUGACAGCAAGCCGAAUGAUGUUGAAGAACAUUCGGGACUGGAUAACUUGAUUGCUCAUGUAGAGGAAAGAAUAGUAAACCUAAAGAAGCUGCUGAACAAAAAGAGUAGAGAAGCAGAGUUGAAGAAGAAGAAUAGAGAAGCAGCUGCAAGAGAGAAGGAGGCUUCAUCAACAAAGUCCAAUGAUUAG
This is a messenger RNA of Arachis duranensis, 1791 nucleotides long. Its product is annotated as protein FAR-RED ELONGATED HYPOCOTYL 3-like. NCBI's taxonomy places the organism in Eukaryota, Viridiplantae, Streptophyta, Magnoliopsida, Fabales, Fabaceae. Gene Ontology annotation, molecular function: zinc ion binding. The transcript has 9 exons. Bases 1 to 1791 code for a protein of 596 amino acids. The record is from RefSeq and is a predicted model, not a curated record. Gene Ontology annotation, biological process: regulation of DNA-templated transcription.